This is a messenger RNA of Dama dama (fallow deer), 2700 nucleotides long. RefSeq lists its product as uncharacterized. NCBI's taxonomy places the organism in Eukaryota, Metazoa, Chordata, Mammalia, Artiodactyla, Cervidae. The coding region runs from base 97 to 2502 and encodes 801 amino acids. The record is from RefSeq and is a predicted model, not a curated record. Gene Ontology annotation, cellular component: cell surface; plasma membrane. Gene Ontology annotation, molecular function: protein tyrosine kinase binding. Gene Ontology annotation, biological process: regulation of immune system process; signal transduction. The transcript is spliced from 16 exons.
GGACAGCAGAGCUCACACAGCGACUGCAGGGCCUGUGAGCGUUUCUGGAUCGGAAGUUCUCCUCAGAGAGAGAGGGGCCAGCACACAGCAGGCCCCAUGGAGCCCCCGUCAGGCCCUGCAAGCAGGAGGCAUGUCCCCUGGAACAGGCUCCUCCUGGCAGUCUCACUCUUAACCUUCCGGCACGCCCCCACCACUGCCCAGCUCACUAUUGAAACGGUGCCCCCACUUGCUGCAGAAGGGACGGAUGUCCUUCUACUUGCCCACAACGUGUCAGAGAAUCCGCUAGGCUAUACCUGGUACAGAGGAGAAAGGGUAGAAAACAGCCAGUUAAUCGCAUCAUAUAGACCGGACACUAAUGUAACUACCAAAGGGCCUGCACACAGCGGUCGGGAGACAUUUUACCCCAGUGGAACCCUGCUGAUCCAGCACGUCACCCAGAAAGACACAGGAUCCUACACUCUGCUCAUUUUAAAGAAUGAUUUACAGAAUGAAAGACAAAUCGGACACCUCCAGGUACACCUGGUGUUACACACACCCGUCAUCACCAGCAACAACUCCAACCCCUGGGAGCACAAGGACACUGUGGUGUUAACGUGUGGACCUGAGACCCAGGACACCUCCUACAUGUGGUGGAUCAACGAUCAGAGCCUCCCCAGCAGCACGAGGCUGGAGCUGUCCGAGGACAAGAGGACUCUCACUGUGUUCAGUGUGACAAGGAAAGACACAGGGCCCUAUGUGUGUGAAGCCCGGAACCCAGUGAGUGUCCGCCGCAGUGACCCAUUCACCCUGAAGGUCCUCUGUACAAUGGCAUUCCCAGAUUCUGCUCCUGCCCCCAGAUUGACCCCAGUCCUAGAGGAAGGACACCCCACCCUCCCAUUCUCGGCCUGGAUCUCCAGGACCUCCCCACUGCCCCAUGGAUAUUCUCUCUCAUCCUUCAGUUCCUCCCUCACCAGAGGGAACUGGCCUCCAGCGUCCACCUCAGGACGUGGUCCCUCUGGCGGCUCUGUCUCCCAGGCCUCCCUACCUGAUGCCAGAUCACCAGCUCCCAUCUACCAGACAGUUCAUUUCCUUGCCUUUCGAAGCUGUGAGAGGCUGCCUGCUUUCCUGGGUUUGUGGCCCCUUCCUGCAUCUUCAGUGCCAGCAGUGGAACAUCUUGAAGUCUCCCCAAACUCUCCUUCCAUCAUCCCAUCUCCUCCGGCUCUGCCUCUCUUGCCUUUGUCUUUAUUUAUAAGAAAUAUUAUGAAAGUACUGGGCUCAGCCAGAUAUAUUCCCCACCACAAUCUCCCAGUCACCACAGAGCGGGAAGGACAGCAGAGCUCACACAGCGACUGCAGGGCCUGUGAGCGUUUCUGGACCGGAAGUUCUCCUCAGAGAGAGAGGGACCAGCACACAGCAGGCCCCAUGGAGCCCCCGUCAGGCCCUGCAAGCAGGAGGCAUGUCCCCUGGAACAGGCUCCUCCUGGCAGUCUCACUCUUAGCUUUCUGGCCCCUGCCCACCACUGCCCGCCUCAGUGUUGACACGGUGCUCCCCCUUGCUGCAGAAGGGACAGAUGUUCUUCUACUUGCCCACAACGUGACAGAGAAUAGUCUAGGCUAUGCCUGGUACAGAGGAGAAAGGGUAGAAAACAUCCAGUUAAUUGCAUCAUACAGAGUAGACACUAAUGUAACUACCAAAGGGUCUGCACACAGCGGAAGAGAGACACUUUACCCCAAUGGAACCCUGCUCAUCCAGAAUGUCACCCAGAAAGACACAGGAUCCUACACGCUGCUCGUUACAAACGAUGAUUUACAGACAGAAAGACAAACUGGGCAUCUCUGCAUAUACCCGGUGCUACCCACACCUGUCAUCACCAGCAACAACUCCAACCCCUGGGAGCACGAGGACACUGUGGUGUUAACGUGUAGAUUUGAGACUCAGGACAUCUUCUACAUGUAUUCGAUCAACAAUCAGAGCCUCCACAACAGCACCAAGCUGGAACUGUGCAAGAGAAACAGAACUCUUACUGUGUUCAAUGUGACGAGGAAUGACGUAGAACCCUAUGUGUGUGAAGCCAGGAAUCCAGAGAAUAUCAUCCAUGGUGACCCAUUCAACCUGAAUGUUCUCUGCCAAGAAAACAGCCCAGCCCUCAAUAACGAGAUCGUUAUCGCCAUCAUGACUGGCAUCCUGGUUAGGUUGGCAGUGGUGACCACUCUGGGGUGUUUUGUUUUCUUCAAGAUGACUAGAAGGGCCAGUGGACAGAAUGACCUCAGAGAGCAGCAGCCUCCAGCAGCCACUCUGGGACAUGGUCCUCUGGCAGCUCUAUCUCCCCGGCCUCCCUACACAGCCCCAGGCCAAUUGUUCCCCUCUAUGAGAUAUCUACUGCCAGAUCCACCCCGAAGUAGAUGUGGUUUCUUAGUUUGCUCCAGGAAUUUCCCCCUAAGGGCUGUGGAGAAGAUCCCGCCUGAGACCCAGAGUCUGAGUGAGGUCAGAAACCUGAAGCAGAGAAACAGCUGUGACCUGUGAAGAUACUGGGGGACCUGGGCUCAGCCUUAGUGUCCCUCCUGACCUUCUGGAGGCCCUGACAAGGCUGCUCUGAGCCCUGGAUGGAUGAAGACAAGGACUUCCAUUCCCUGAGGAACUGAGGGCUUCCAAGGGAAGUGGCUGGGCCUGUGACCCACUGUGGACCACCUGAGAGGUCUGAAUAAAGAGCACUUUCCUCUC